AAGUUGUCCAACACUUUUUUUGUUUGGAUUUCUCCGUAGUCAUUGUUGGCUGGUGUGAGUGUCAGAUCUAGCCAUAAUAAAGUAUUUAUCCUUCGCUAAUUCCUCAAAACAUUCAUUAAAAUGCCUCUGGAAAACUUGGAAGAAGAGGGUUUGCCUAAAAACCCAGAUCUAAGAAUAGCACAGUUAAAAUUUUUGCUGACUCUCGAUGGGCACAGACAAGAUACUGAUGUGAAAACGGAGCUUAUGGAGGCGAUCAGAGAAAACAAUAUGGCGCCAUACUACGAAGCCUUGUGCAAAGAACUUAAGUGGCCAGUGGACGGCGAUCUGCUCAGCAAGAUGAAGAAGACCAAUGAGGAAGAGCUGAAGCGCUUGGGCGACGUUCUGGAGGACGCAGAGAAGAACCUCGGAGAGAGCGAGAUCCGGGAUGCCAUGAUGGCAAAGGCUGAAUAUCUGAUUAGGAUCGGAGACAAGGAAGGGGCGCUGACUGCCUUCAGAAAAACAUACGACAAGACAGUUGCUCUGGGACACCGGUUAGACAUUGUUUUUUACCUGCUAAGGAUCGGUCUGUUCUACAUGGACAAUGAUCUCAUCACUCGCAACACAGAGAAGGCCAAGAGCCUAAUCGAGGAAGGAGGUGAUUGGGACAGGCGAAACCGUCUGAAGGUGUACCAGGGCUUGUACUGCGUGGCCAUCAGAGACUUCAAGCAGGCGGCCGAGUUGUUCCUGGACACCGUGUCCACCUUCACCUCCUACGAGCUCAUGGACUACAAGACUUUUGUCACAUACACUGUCUAUGUAUGUAUGAUCGCCCUGAAGAGACCUGACCUGAGAGAAAAGGUGAUCAAAGGUGCAGAGAUCCUGGAAGUGCUGCACAGCCUGCCUGAUGUGCGUCAGUACCUGUUCUCUCUCUACGAGUGCCGAUACUCCAUCUUCUUUCAGUCGCUUGCUCGUGUGGAGCAGGAAAUGAAGAAGGAUUGGCUCUUCGCCCCACACUACCGCUACUACGUCCGUGAGAUGCGGAUCCUGGCCUACAGCCAGCUGCUGGAGUCCUACCGCUCCCUCACCCUGGGCUACAUGGCUGAGGCCUUUGGCGUCAGCACCGAGUUCAUCGACCAGGAGCUCUCUCGGUUCAUCGCCGCAGGUCGCUUACACUGCAAGAUCGACAAAGUGAAUGAGAUUGUGGAAACCAACAGGCCAGAUAGUAAGAACUGGCAGUAUCAGGAAACCAUAAAGAAGGGCGAUCUCCUGUUGAACAGAGUGCAGAAACUUUCUCGGGUUAUUAACAUGUAGCCAUUGUGUUUUGAUCAGGUCGUCCUUCAGUGGUGGUUCAGUAUAUUGUCCAUGAGCUAAUGGAGCUUUGCCUUUUGUUUUAUGUACAGUAUAUAAUAAAUCUUUUCAAAGAAAACUGUCUUCACUGUCAAAUUAAAAUGCCUGGUUGUGUGUGCAUACCAACGCAGUGUAACUGAUAUGGUGAAUCUGCAAAUAAAAUGUAAAACUGU
This is a messenger RNA of Electrophorus electricus (electric eel), 1499 nucleotides long. It is a transcript of the gene psmd6, whose product is annotated as proteasome 26S subunit, non-ATPase 6. Gene Ontology annotation, cellular component: proteasome regulatory particle. The record is from RefSeq and is a predicted model, not a curated record. Gene Ontology annotation, biological process: proteasome-mediated ubiquitin-dependent protein catabolic process. Gene Ontology annotation, molecular function: protein binding. NCBI's taxonomy places the organism in Eukaryota, Metazoa, Chordata, Actinopteri, Gymnotiformes, Gymnotidae.